Messenger RNA from Pisolithus orientalis, 359 nucleotides. RefSeq lists its product as uncharacterized. The record is from RefSeq and is a predicted model, not a curated record. NCBI's taxonomy places the organism in Eukaryota, Fungi, Basidiomycota, Agaricomycetes, Boletales, Pisolithaceae. The coding region runs from base 101 to 328 and encodes 75 amino acids. The transcript has a single exon.
CGGCAUUGCAUGUGUACCGACAGAAGGUCCCAGCGCAUAGGUCAGGUAGAAGGAGGUGAAUUUCCAGGAUAGGCAAAAGCCUACCAAUCCACGCUGUGACAUGACGUUGGCGAAUCUAAUCAUAGUCAUUCUACUUCGAACCUGGAAAAUAUCAGCAGGGUGUAGCGCCCCGUACCCAUAUAUGUAUCUGUCACGGCGCCUUUGCUUUCAGAGAAGGUUAAAAAGAACCAAAGAGAUCAUUAGCAUAGUUCGAACUGAGCACCGUGCAUGGUCUCGUGUCAUUGCCUUGACAGCUCACACCCGCGAAGGAGACGGCGCAAUAAACUAAGAUCUGAUGCUAUGUAAGAUAUAUGGUAGAG